Molecule: messenger RNA, 1422 nt
Organism: Dromaius novaehollandiae (emu)
Lineage: Eukaryota; Metazoa; Chordata; Aves; Casuariiformes; Dromaiidae
Product: mediator of RNA polymerase II transcription subunit 25-like
Exons: 10
Biological process (GO): positive regulation of transcription by RNA polymerase II
Cellular component (GO): mediator complex; transcription regulator complex
Source: RefSeq, a predicted model, not a curated record
GGGGCUGGGGGGUCUCUGGGUGUUUUGGGGUGUCCCUAUGGGUGCGGGGGGGUCCCCGCGGGCGCCCUGACGCCCCUCCCAGGCCAGCGGGGGCCCCCCCAGCUCCGGGGCCCCCCCGGCCGCCGCCCCCCCGCUGGGGGCCGCCCCCCCCUCGCCGGGGCCCAGCAGUCGGUGAGCAACAAGGUGCUGGCGUGGAGCGGGGUGCUGGAGUGGCAGGAGAAACCCAAGCCGGCCUCGGUGGACUCCAGCACCAAGCUGACGCGGUCGCUGCCCUGCCAGGUCUACGUGAACCCCGGGGAGAACCUGAAAACGGACCAGUGGCCGCAGAAGCUCAUCAUGCAGCUCAUCCCGCAGCAGCUCCUGACCACGCUGGGGCCCCUGUUCAGGAACUCGCGCAUGGUGCAGUUCCACUUCACCAACAAGGACCUGGAGUCGCUCAAGGGGCUCUACCGCAUCAUGGGCAACGGCUUCGCGGGCUGCGUGCACUUCCCGCACACGGCGCCCUGCGAGGUGCGGGUGCUCAUGCUGCUCUACUCCUCCAAGAAGAAGAUCUUCAUGGGCCUCAUCCCCUACGACCAGAGCGGCUUCGUCAACGGCAUCCGCCAGGUCAUCACCAACCACAAGCAGGUCCAGCAGCAGAAGAUCGAGCAGCAGCGCGGCCUGGGGGCCUCGGCGGCGGUGCCCGGUGCCUCCUUCCUGCCCAAGCAGCCCGGCGCCCUCCCCGUGGCUGGGGGGGUGCAGCCCCAGAUGCCGGGGCAGCAGGUGAGCCCGGGCCUGGCCGUCGGCAUCAUGGAGGAGCAGCAGCGGCAGCAGAGCCUGUGCAGCUGCGGGCGCAGCAGCAGGCAGCCGCCGGGCAGCAGCCGCCCUCGGCCCCCCCGGCCCCCCCGGCCCCCCCCGCCGGCGCCGCCGCCCCCCCGUCGGCGCCCCCCCCCGCCGGCCCCCCCGGCCCCGGGGCCCCCCCCGGCCCCCGGGCCCCCCCCCGGGGGCAGCCAGCCCGGGGGGGCCCUGCUGCGCCCCCAGAACCCCGGCGCCAACCCGCAGCUCCGCAGCCUCCUGCUCAGCCAGCAGCCGCCGCAGGGGGGGGUCCCCCCCCCGCAGCAGCCCCUGCACCACCUGCAGCCCCCGGCGCAGCCCCCCCUCCUGCCCCACCAGGCCCUGGGCCAGGGGCAGCUGCCCCUGCUGCACCCCCCCCCGGGGCAGGCCUGGCCCGCGCAGCUGGGCCCCCGGCCCCCCCUCGCAGGCCAGAUGCUGCUGCCCCCCGGCCCGCGGGGCCCCGUGCCCCAGGGGGGGCUGCAGCCGGUGCAGGCGCCCAGUGUCAUGGAGGAGGACAUCCUCAUGGACCUCAUCUAGGGUGGCCCCCCCGGGCCCCCCCCCGCCGCCGGACCCCCCCCCAGACCCCCCCGGCGCUCAAUAAACUGCUCG